Molecule: messenger RNA, 405 nt
Organism: Pseudocercospora fijiensis CIRAD86
Lineage: Eukaryota; Fungi; Ascomycota; Dothideomycetes; Mycosphaerellales; Mycosphaerellaceae
Exons: 5
Coding region: 1-405 (134 amino acids)
Source: RefSeq, a predicted model, not a curated record
AUGCUGCUGGAUUUGAACUGCAUCUUAAGCGGCAUCUGGGGUGCAGACUUGAGCUUCCAUCUUGACAGACUCUGCAGUUCUGGAAGUGAGCAACGCGGACAAAGCAGAUGGAGGAAUAUUCCUGCUGUGGUGGAUGUACUACAAUACAUCAAGCUUGUCGAUAGCAGUAGUUUGAUUCGGCCUUUGAAGGCGAUGUCGGCCGGCUGCGAUAGGGUCUCGUGUCGUGUCAAGCUGUCCAAUCAUGCUACUCGAAGUGGCCAGCUACAGCCACUUCGACGGAAUUUUCGCUUCAAUGCCUAUGACGGAAAGUUUAGGGAGCUGGCACCUGGUCUUAGAUUGCCAUGCUGUUCUUAUUCGAAUAAGCAGAGCGAUGGUAAUGAGGAGUCACAGUCCGUACUGACCUGA